This is a messenger RNA of Puntigrus tetrazona (Sumatra barb), 1373 nucleotides long. RefSeq names its product membrane-spanning 4-domains subfamily A member 15-like. The transcript is spliced from 8 exons. The coding region runs from base 136 to 879 and encodes 247 amino acids. NCBI's taxonomy places the organism in Eukaryota, Metazoa, Chordata, Actinopteri, Cypriniformes, Cyprinidae. Gene Ontology annotation, cellular component: membrane. The record is from RefSeq and is a predicted model, not a curated record.
UACAAAAAUGAAGGUGACUAAAGGAGGAGUGAGAAUGAGCCAAUCGCAGCCAUCUGGUGUCUGAACAGUCAGGAAACUGACAGGUAAACCGAAACUAAGCCAAAAACUGAUCGGUCAGCUGGAGAUUGAAGCAGAAUGUCUCAAACUGUCAUUCCCAUGAACUCUUCGACGCUCAUCAUACAGUUUCAACCGGCAACACAAACCGCUCUUGUUACGACACUCAAUGGUUUAAAUGUACAAGAGCCGGCAAGAGCUUCGCUUCGUCAAAGAUUCCAGAAAUUUCUAAGACGACAACCAAAAGCCCUUGGGACGGUCCAGAUAAUGAUCGGUUUGAUGACUCUCCUGUUUGGCAUCGUAUCUUCGGUUUAUGCAGACACUAUCUUUGUCUACAGCGGUUGUGCUUACUGGGGAUCUCUCAUCUACAUCAUCACAGGUUCACUCUGCAUUGCUGCAGAAAAUAAAAUCAAUUCACCCUCCAGUUCAUGUUUGGUGAAUGCAUCAUUUGCAAUGAACAUUUUCAGCAUUUUAACCACACUCGUUGCCAUGACUUUAAUUUCAAUGGAUUUGCUUAUAGGGUCAAUGAAUGCCUUCUGCCGUGGAUUUAACUGUCGUUAUUCAGAUAGAAGAUACGAGUCUUCCUUCAUGGGGUUUAGAGGUGUAUUGUUGUUAUUCACCGCACUUGAGUUUAUCAUCUCCAUCUGUCUGUCAACAUUCACCAGUAAUUGCAACAACUGCUGUUCAACUCGGGUUUUGCCACCACAGCCAUCUGAUUUCAUGCCGGUUCAUUUAGAUGAUUUUCAAAGCUCUGAGAUCCCUGUUUCCAUCAGCUAUACCAUCCCUGAACUGCCUACAGACCCUCCUCCACAAUACACUGAAUAAAACAUGAGAAAAAAAAAAGUUCCCUUAAGAAACAAGGCGAUAUAUUGGAAGAUAUGUGAUGCAAUAUGUAGUUUAUUUAUCAUAAAUGUAGAAGUAUUAUUAUAUAAACAUAAUAUUGGUUUAUAAUUAAAAGAAUGAUGACAUGUACAUAUGUAUUAUACACACGUUAUUACUUAAAUAUGGUUACAUUCAGUAUGAAAAGCAUUAUUCCUUAUUGCAUUACUCUAUAUUGAAUAAUGGAUAUUAUUCAGUGUACUAUCAAUAUACAUUAAACAAGUUAAUAUAUUAAUGAUUAAUAUACAAGAUGAUAUGUUUUCAUGUUUAAGGGUAUUGUUUCUGCAGUUGUGUGACAUUUGUUUCCCCACUCUCCAUUAUCUUCACGUUGUGCUUAUAAAAUAGGAAACAUUUCCUGGUCUUGAAUAGUUUAUACACAUGAUAUAAAAAGAAAAAGAAAAAAUAAUUUUUAAGUUGUUCAAGUUGUUCAAACCUUAAAA